Messenger RNA from Nyctereutes procyonoides (raccoon dog), 978 nucleotides. RefSeq names its product GTPase, IMAP family member 7 (gene GIMAP7). The transcript is spliced from 2 exons. The record is from RefSeq and is a predicted model, not a curated record. Gene Ontology annotation, molecular function: GTP binding. Lineage: Eukaryota; Metazoa; Chordata; Mammalia; Carnivora; Canidae. The coding region runs from base 78 to 953 and encodes 291 amino acids.
GAGAAAACCUGAGAACCCAUCAACUCAUUCAAAAGAAGGUCUGUGGAUACUAAGCCCUAAAGCCUCUUGAUAUUAACAUGGCUGACCCUCAGGACAACACUCUGAGGAUUGUUCUGGUAGGGAAAACUGGAAGUGGAAAAAGUGCAACAGCAAAUACCAUUCUUGGGAGACAAGUAUUUGACUCUAGAAUUGCUGCCCAUGCUAUCACCAAAGAGUGUCAGAAAGCAUCCCGGGAAUGGGAAGGGAGGAACCUUCUUGUUGUUGACACCCCAGGGCUCUUUGAUACCAAAGAGACUCUGGACACUACUUGCAAGGAAAUCAGCAGGUGUGUUAUCUCCUCCUGCCCCGGGCCCCAUGCCAUCCUCUUGGUUCUACAGUUGGGCCGCUACACAGAGGAAGAGCAGAAGACCGUGGCAUUGAUCAAGGCUGUCUUUGGGAAGCCAGCCUUGAAGCACAUGAUCAUGUUGUUCACUCGCAAAGAUAACUUGGAGGAUCAGAGCCUAAGUGACUUUAUAGAGAGCGCAGAUGUGAAGCUAAAGAACAUCAGCAAGGAGUGUGGGGACCGCUACUGUGCCUUCAACAACAGAGCCAAAGAAGCCGAGAAGGAAGCUCAAGUGCAGGAGCUGGUGGAACUGAUAGAGCAGAUGGUGCAGAGCAAUGACGGGGCUUACUUUUCUGAUGACAUUUACAAGGACACAGAGGAAAGGCUGAAACAAAAGGCAGAAAUCCUGAAGAAAAUCUACACUGAUCAAUUAAAUAAAGAAAUUAAACUAGUAGAAAAGGAAUAUGCUCAUUUAUCACAGAUAGAACGAGAGGAAAAAAUAAAAGCACUGAAGAUGAAGUAUGAGGAACAAAUAAAAAAUCUAAGGGAAGAAGCUGAGAAGGGUAUAUUUGGAGAUGUUUUAAAUAGUAUUAUGAGGGUACUUUCAAGAAUAUGGCAUAUGUUUUGGUAAUAAUGUCAAUUUUACUUUUGCUUCU